Messenger RNA from Branchiostoma floridae (Florida lancelet), 420 nucleotides. RefSeq names its product achaete-scute homolog 1b-like. The transcript is spliced from 2 exons. The record is from RefSeq and is a predicted model, not a curated record. Bases 1 to 420 code for a protein of 139 amino acids. Gene Ontology annotation, molecular function: protein dimerization activity; RNA polymerase II transcription regulatory region sequence-specific DNA binding; DNA-binding transcription factor activity, RNA polymerase II-specific. Gene Ontology annotation, biological process: regulation of transcription by RNA polymerase II; developmental process. Lineage: Eukaryota; Metazoa; Chordata; Leptocardii; Amphioxiformes; Branchiostomatidae.
AUGCGAGGUACUUUUCUCGGGGCAAAGACGCAGGUCAGGCCGAAGGAACCGUACAUGGUCGCCCGGCGAAACGCCCGAGAGCGGCGACGAGUCCAGCAAGUCAACGACGGGUUUUUCCGCCUCAGAAGUCUCGUUCCGAAGGCACCGAAGGGUAAGAAGUUAUCAAAGGUGAAGACGCUACGAGCUGCUAUUGAGUACAUCGAGCAGCUACAGGGUAUUCUGCGGGAGGCGGGUGAUGGAGUCCCCGAGAACAAGAUCGCCUGUCCAUCGGUGGAAUCGUCGGCUGCCAACGUCAACGAGGAAGAAGAUGAGGAAGAGUUGGAUAUAGACUGGUUACCGCUGCAUGUUGUUUCGAAGGAGGAAGACGAUUUCUUGGAUGAAGUUCUUGGAUCCGAGAUCAUGUCUUGUUCAGACAUGUAA